This is a messenger RNA of Acanthosepion pharaonis, 1095 nucleotides long. The record is from the annotation of a GenBank genome assembly. Lineage: Eukaryota; Metazoa; Mollusca; Cephalopoda; Sepiida; Sepiidae.
AUGCUGCUCUUUAGUGCAACAAUAUUUCUUUUCUUAUCUCUCUAUGUCAUAAUUAUGCUUCUCUUCAGUUCAUCAAUAUUUAUUUUCUUAUCUCAGCAUGUCAUCAUACAUAUCUCUUUAGUACAAUAUUUAUUUUAUGAUCUCUCCUUUUUCUCCUUCCUCUUUCCUUUCUUUUCAUUCUUUCUCUCUCUUUUACUUAGUUUGUUUUCUUAUUUAAUUUUUUCAAUAUUUUUACAAUUUGUUUUUCAUUUUGUUUUAUUCCUCCACUUUUCUUUCUCUCACUUCUUUAUAUUUUUUUUAUUUCCCUCUAAGGAUUUUCUUCUUCAAAACAUCUGCCUCUUUCUUCUUUUUGUUCAUUGUCUUCUAUUUCUUCUUUUUCUUCUUCCUCCUUUCUUUUUUUUUAUUGUUUUCUCUUUCUCCUAUUCAAUCUUCAUUUUUUCUUCUUCCACCUUAUUCUUUUUCGUCUUCAUGUAUUCUUUUUAUCUUCCCUAUCAUGUUAAUCAGUCUUUUUUUUCUCCAUUAUCUUUUCUUUCUCAAUAUUUUUCUUUCACUUCUUUGUCUCUUUCUCUUCUUUUUCAUUUUUCUUCUCUGACCCCUGACUUUUUCAUCAUCUGUCCCUCUUGUUUAUAUCUCCACCUCUUUCUUUUUUGUUUCUUUUUCAUUUUUCCUUCCUUCCUUCCUUCCUUCCUUCCUUCCUUCCUUCCUUCCUUCCUCACUUUUCCUUCAUCUUUUGCUCUCAUUUUCUCCUUCAAUUUUUUGCUCUUCUUUUUCUUUUCAGUUCUUUUUCCUUUUUCUUCCUUUCCUCCUCACAUUUUCAUCAUCUAUCCAUCUUGUCCACAUCUUUACUUCUUUCUCUUUUGUUUCCUCUUAAUUUUUUAUUUUUCCUUCCUUCCUUCCUUCCUUCCUUCCUUCCUUCUUCCUUCCUUCCUUCCUUCCUAUAUUUUGCUCUCAUUCUCCUCUUCACUUCUUUCUUUUCUUUUUCUUUUCAAUUCUUUUUCAUUUUCCUCUCUAUCCUCACUCUCUUUUUCAAUGCACACCACUUUUUCUUUUCCUCUUCCUUUCUCAUUUUUCUCUUUCUUCCAUUUCUUUGAUUAA